CUCAGAGGAAUAUUUUUCGAAGCAUUAUGUCUCAUAUUGCAGUGGAGAGGAAUAGGAGAAGGCAGAUGAACGAACAUCUCAAGGUGUUGCGUUCAUUGACUCCAUGCUUCUACAUCAAAAGGGGAGACCAAGCAUCUAUCAUUGGAGGAGCAAUAGAGUUCAUCAAAGAAUUACAGCAGGUUCUACAAUCCCUUGAAGCCAAAAAACAAAGGAAAAGCCUGAGCCCUACACCAAGCCCCAAGCCUCAACUACUCCCAUUAUCAUUGCCUCAGCCAGUAGACUCUCCUCACGAGAACUCUAAGGAGCUCAGCGUGAGCUGCAAUACUCCGAUUGCUGAUGUCGAGGCCAAGAUCUCAGGAUCUAAUGUUAUUCUUCGAACUGUUUCUAAGCGCAAACACGGGCAAGUUGUGAAGAUUAUAGAUGUUCUUGAGAAACUGAGCUUUGAGAUUCUUCACCUCAAUAUUAGUAGCAUGGAGACUACUGUGCUCUACUCCUUCGUUAUCAAGAUUGGACUCGAGUGCCAGCUUAGUUUGGAAGAGUUAGUUUUUGAAGUCCAACAAACCUUUGAAGAAGUUAUUGUAUUCUAAAGUGCGAGGAUCUAUAUUUGUCAUGAAUAUACUGUAUCCUGCUAAUAUAUGCAUGUUUUAAAACAUUAAUAUUGUAUUCUAA
Messenger RNA from Asparagus officinalis (garden asparagus), 669 nucleotides. RefSeq names its product transcription factor MUTE. Gene Ontology annotation, cellular component: nucleus. Bases 27 to 587 code for a protein of 186 amino acids. The record is from RefSeq and is a predicted model, not a curated record. Gene Ontology annotation, biological process: stomatal complex development; guard cell differentiation; positive regulation of DNA-templated transcription. Gene Ontology annotation, molecular function: DNA-binding transcription factor activity; protein dimerization activity. The transcript is spliced from 3 exons. Lineage: Eukaryota; Viridiplantae; Streptophyta; Magnoliopsida; Asparagales; Asparagaceae.